Messenger RNA from Dendronephthya gigantea, 3295 nucleotides. RefSeq lists its product as uncharacterized. The coding region runs from base 91 to 3228 and encodes 1045 amino acids. Gene Ontology annotation, biological process: 7-methylguanosine mRNA capping. Gene Ontology annotation, molecular function: ATP binding; mRNA guanylyltransferase activity; protein binding. The record is from RefSeq and is a predicted model, not a curated record. NCBI's taxonomy places the organism in Eukaryota, Metazoa, Cnidaria, Anthozoa, Malacalcyonacea, Nephtheidae. The transcript has 2 exons.
GUCAUUGUACUUUUAGGACCAAGUGGAUGUGGUAAAACAACGUUUUGCUUAAAGAGAAAUGUAGGACAACUUCCACGUCAUGCUCAAAGUAUGUUUUUGUCAACCGGAGAUGAACUUCGCAAAGGAAGUUGUAUCAGUCCAUGGCUGAAGUCUAAUGUGACAGAGAUAAAAGAAUAUUGCCAUAACAUGAUUUGUAACACAUUCGUGGAUUUUAAAGAAUCGACGAAACACGAACUUAUUUUGGAUUGUGUUAAAGACUUAAACGAUGCAGAGUUUGUCGCAACACAAGCAAAUAUAAAUGGCCUUGAAAUAACCCGAGCAUUUUUAUUUGAUAUCGAUGAAGAGGAAUUAAAACUAAACUGGCAGAGUCGCGCAGAAAAUAAAGAUAUGUUGCGAAUGAUGUUCGAUUCUCCCCAUGAAUAUUAUUUUAAGUGGAAGAGGGAAUCAGUUGACAUGAUUAACUAUUACACGAAAUUAAACUUGCUUUCCAAAAUUCCUGGUAUCGAUCUACAGUUUUGGAAUCGUAAUGAGGAUAAGUCAUUUUAUGACUAUCCAAUCUGCCUGCCGCCAAAUAACCUGCAAUUCAUGCUUCUGGAUUCCAAACGAAUACAAAAUGUGUUCCAAAAGUUGCUUUCGAUUUUGAAUAUUUGCCAGUUUCAAUUUGCUCUUCCGGCCAGCUUUGUGCAUAGCAACCGUGAUGUCAACUGGAUUGCGAACCCAGCACGUUACUAUGUUACCGUUAAGGCAGAUGGUGUACGUUGUCUUUUGCUCAAAAUCCAAGAUGGAGCUUACUUUAUCACCAGAAGGAAUGAGAUUUAUCCUUGCCACAUCGAAGAUGAUCAGUUGCCUGACAACACUGUUCUCGAUGGAGAAUUAUUGCCUUCUACAUUCAUCUCAGAAAUUCAGGCUAAGAUAAGCCCAUGUCAGCUUAAGAACAAUGUCUUUCUGGUGUUCGAUGUUCUUGCACUGUCAGGGGAUGUCUUGUGGAAAUGGCCAUUCAGUAUUAGACGGGAAUGCCUUGAUAAACUGCCAAUCAGGAAAGAUAUUGUUGGUCUGAUGAAGCAAGCAUCAGUAAGUGAUCAAUUUUUACCUGAGGAUAUGUCAUAUGACGAAGGCGAAUUGCUCACAGUCCAUUGUGCAAUCAAAGGACAUCGUCCAUCCACACCAGACGACAUUCAAAGAUGUCUUCAGUCUGCAUUUCCAUAUCCUUUUGACGGAUUGAUUUUUACACCGGACAAAGCCUAUAUCUUUGGACGCGAUCCAUUGAUGUUUAAAUGGCAAAAUGAAGAUGAUUUACACUGUGAUUUACAACUGGAUUCUACUGGAAAUGAAUCAGACAGUUCUGAUGUAUUUAAAUGUCGUUGGAAUGCAACCAAGAGUUCCUGGGACGCACUUUUUGUGCGCUAUGAUAAGAAUGCACCUGAAUCCAUUGAGACCGUUGCCCAUUUAGAGAAGAUAUGUCAAAAACCAUUCACAAAGGAGAACCUUCUGUCAAACCUUGCUCAACAUCGAAGCAUCAUGAAUGUGACAGAUAUAUCUGCCGGUGAUCAUCCAGCUAAUAGUCUUUCAUUUGAUGAACUGUUCUUUAAGAUUGAAGAUUUAGUCAAAGUUGGUAAAGUUGAUAAAACCGUUGAUUCAGCCACAGGUCUAGAAAUCUUCACCUAUCAUCGCUCCACAGCUUUGUUCAGUGAUCCCAUUGUUCGUCUUUCUCGUGGCCUCGUUCUUCAUCCACCAUCAAAGACUGUCGUUACAAGGCCUUUCGUCAGAUUCGAAUUCUUUGAAGAUACUGGCAGUCGUGAUCCUAAUGAAAUGGUUGAAGCUACUAUAAAAUAUGAUGGAUCACUUGGAAUUGCAUUCUUGUGGAACAAGGAAGUUUUGGUGACGACCAAACGAAGAAUGGAUUCAAAUCAAGCGAUUUGGGCGAAACAAUGGAUCAAAGAUCACUGUAACCUCUCCAUGUUUCAAGCAGGAUAUACAUAUCUGUUUGAAAUUAUUUACCAGAAUAACACCGUUAUUGUGAGCUAUUUCUUUGAAGGUCUUGUCUUGCUUACUAUCAAUGACGAAAAAGGUCGUGAAUUAUCGUACAACACAAUGCUGCGUUUUGCCAGAGCUACUGGGUUCUUUAUGGUAACACCACGCAUAACUGCUCCGUAUUCAGAGGUACUUUGGUACUGCGGUGGGAUUGAAUCGAGUAAAGAAAGAACGACAUCUCCCAACCUGCCUUCAUCUACUUCAGGAGCUAUGCCAGUUAAUAAAAAGCGACAAGAAGGAUGGGUUAUAAAGUUCAGUGAUGGUACUAGACAGAAGAUCGUCUACAACUGGUGGAAGAAUGCAUCAAAACUUGCACAAAUUGUUCACCCUCGAGUUGUCUGGUCGUUGCUUAGGCAUGGCAAAAUCAAAGAGGUGUUUGAAAAUGCACCAAAUCACAUUCGGGUUGAGAUUCGUCGCAUGGUGCAAGCAAUCGGAGGCAAGUUUGAAGAAACGUUGCACCUGGUCGAAAGCUGUCUUAAAAGGUCCCGUUCUGAAGAUUUAUUUAUGAUUACGGAAGACCGGUGGAAAGAAAAAUCAAAUCACAAUGAUCUUGAUGAGUUCACGAUAUCAAUAAAAGACGACGAUCCCAGCAAGGAUAGUUUGCGCCAACUUGUUUCUGAACUCAAGCCAUACCGCCAUGUGGUAAAUAAAAGGCCACUGCUAGAAUAUCCACCAGUUAGCAUUACAAUGCAAACUUUCCACCAUAACUCUUCGCCGAAAGUCAAUCUUUCGCCAUUUUUUGAUUCUUCAAAACUCAACUUUCUCCGGUUACCAAUUCUCGAUUUCAUUCCUCCAACAUCACUGGAUUUGGAAGGUUAUGAACUUAGCGAAAACUUCAGGCAGACAUGGUGCAAGGGAUGGAAAAACCUUACGAUGACUGCCCAUUGGCAAGUUGUACAAAGAGUUUUGCAAGGAUUUAACAGCUUUCCAUUACUCCUUCACAUGCCCGUUGAAAUACUCAUCAGGAUUUUACAUCUUCUUGAUCACUCAAGCUUAACAUCGUUGGCAAAAGUGUGCGUCCAUUUAAGGCAAGUCAUAAAAUCCUGUAGAUCACAGCUGUUGUACAAGAAAUUUGAGAACUUUGAGUAUGAACUGUCUGAAGACGAGUCGUGGACUAUAAAUUAUAGGGACUUCUAUGAUCCCGAAAACGAAGUAUACAUUUACCAUGACAGUGAUGGUUACCUUCAGUGCGGCUAAUCUUCCUGAAACCGUGUAGACCUUCAAGAGACACUGGGAAUCCUGUGUGAGGGGCAUAUUGGAAAGC